Drosophila willistoni is the source of this 679-nucleotide messenger RNA. RefSeq lists its product as uncharacterized. The record is from RefSeq and is a predicted model, not a curated record. Bases 100 to 678 code for a protein of 192 amino acids. The transcript is spliced from 2 exons. NCBI's taxonomy places the organism in Eukaryota, Metazoa, Arthropoda, Insecta, Diptera, Drosophilidae.
UUCGUGAAUAGAUGUAAAUUUAGCGAUCAUAAAUGUAUUGAAAUUGGUUUUAAUAAAGUGAUUAAAUAUCUUGGAAAAUGGCCAUUACCCGAAUUGGAGAUGACUCCAUUGCAUACAGUUGAACUGCCCGAUACCCAAUUCGUUGAGGAGGAUCCGCGUAAACCAUUAUCCUAUCAGGUACAAAUCACCAAUGCUACAGUCUAUGGAUUCGAAAAUACAACAAUAACGAAAGUGAAAAGCGAUGUGAAGCAGAAGAAAGUCGAGUUAUAUGGACGUAUACCAAGUUUAGUGGGAAAAACACGUAGCAGUGUGCAUGCCAGGAUAAUUGCAGGAUAUUAUAAUGCAUCCGGUCAAGCCAUAGCGGAACUACAAAAUUUUCGAUUCAUUAUAAAGGCUUAUCUUGUUGUUACCAAUAGAAGAUUCCUGAAACUCUACAAGGUGUUUGUUAACACCAAAAUUGAUAGGGCCAUCUUUGAUGUUACCGAUGUGCAUACAUAUAACUCGGAUUUUGCCAUUGUUGUCAACCAAUGGAUGAACGAGAAUUGGCAAGAAAUUUGGACUGAAUUUGAACCAAUCAUUAAGUCGGUCAUAAGUGAAUAUUUUAUUGAAUAUGUCAAUAAUAAAUUGACCAGUCUGCAAGCACGAUAUGAUGAUUUCUUUUUGCCCGAAAAUGAAUGAA